AUGGGCAGCUCGGCCUUCAUCCUGCGGCACGUGAACCGCCGCGUUGCGGCCGCCGAGGCAGAGGUGCAGCGCCGCGCACUCCUCUCCGUCGCGCGCAACACGACUCUUCCCUCUCACGUCCGGCAUAAGGCGCAGCUCGCGCUGUCGCAGCACAACGGCGGCACCGUGAACGGGCGCAUGAACGCCGUCAAGAACCUCUGCAACGAGACGGGGCGCGCCCGCGGUGUGCUCUCCAAGUACGGGCUGUGCCGGUUCCAGUUCCGCCUCAAGGCGACCCGCGGCGAGCUCGCCGGCGUCCACAGCGCCUCGUGGUAA
Cutaneotrichosporon oleaginosum is the source of this 315-nucleotide messenger RNA. Its product is annotated as mitochondrial 37S ribosomal protein uS14m. Gene Ontology annotation, molecular function: structural constituent of ribosome. The record is from RefSeq and is a predicted model, not a curated record. Gene Ontology annotation, cellular component: ribosome; mitochondrial small ribosomal subunit. NCBI's taxonomy places the organism in Eukaryota, Fungi, Basidiomycota, Tremellomycetes, Trichosporonales, Trichosporonaceae. Gene Ontology annotation, biological process: translation.